Messenger RNA from Monopterus albus (swamp eel), 3813 nucleotides. RefSeq names its product islet cell autoantigen 1 (gene ica1). Gene Ontology annotation, biological process: regulation of transport. The transcript is spliced from 13 exons. The record is from RefSeq and is a predicted model, not a curated record. Bases 260 to 1669 code for a protein of 469 amino acids. Lineage: Eukaryota; Metazoa; Chordata; Actinopteri; Synbranchiformes; Synbranchidae. Gene Ontology annotation, cellular component: Golgi apparatus. Gene Ontology annotation, molecular function: protein domain specific binding.
AGACAGCUGUGUUUGCAAAAGACAACCAUUUGAAUGUAACGCCCGCUGAAUGCCAGGCCAAUUAUCUUCUGAGAAGGGGGGGGGCGCACCCUGAGUGACGUCGGCGAUGUUUGUGCAGGCGGAUAAUGCUCCGAAGUGAAUAAGCAGCUGUGUGUACACACGGACAGGACAACAGGGACCGGACGCAGCCCGUUGUGUGCCGAGAGGAGGAACGUAAAGAGUCGUUUCUACAUGUUACAUGGCGAGGUUAUCCUGAAAGAUGGAAGGAGGAAAUUUUGGCUGCUCCAGAGAUUAUGUUGACCGCUUCAUCCAAAGCCAAGACUCAUCUGUGGUUAACAAGUUCCAGAAGAAGUACUGGAAAACCAAACAGACACUCAUCAAAGUCACUGGGAAAAAAGAGGAUGAGCAUGUGGUGGCGUCAGACGCAGAUCUGGAUGCCAAAUUGGAGGUCUUUCAUUCCAUCCAGAGAACAUGUAUGGAGCUGCUGAAGGUCAUCGAGCAGUAUCAGAGGAGGAUCUACCUUAUUUCCCAAGAGGAGAAUGAGCUGGGUCGUUUCCUGCGCUCCCAGGGCUCUCAGGACAAAACCAGGGCUGGAAAGAUCAUGCAGGCGACAGGGAAAGCUCUCUGCUUCUCCUCCCAGCAAAGACUAGCUCUGAAGAACCCCCUGUGCCGUUUGUACCAAGAGGUCGAAACAUUUCGCUAUCGAGCCAUCUCAGACACGUGGCUGACAGUGAACCGAAUGGAGCAGAUCAGGACUGAAUACCGUGGAGCACUGCUGUGGAUGAAGGAUGUUUCUCAGGAGCUGGAUCCAGACACAGAUAAACAGAUGGAGAAAUUCCGCAAGGUUCAGGCCCAGGUGCGCACUACCAAAACAAGCUUUGACAAACUCAAGAAUGAUGUCUGCCAAAAAGUGGACCUGCUGGGAGCCAGCCGCUGCAACCUCCUGUCUCACAUUUUGACCACAUACCAGACGACACUUUUGCACUUCUGGGAGAAGACAUCCCACACUAUGGCGGCCAUUCAUGAGAGCUUUAAGGGCUGUCAGCAUUACGAGCUCUCCACACUUAAGGCCUUACAAGGCCCCAUGAACAAGGUGGCAAAGAAAAAGGGGAAAAAGAAAAGUAAAGCAGAGACAGAAGGUGAAAAGAAAGCCGAGACCACACAUGGCCAACUCAUCUCACUGGAAAAUGAAAACGACAGUGAUGCAGCCAAUGAAGGAAAUGAAGAUCCUUUGAAAUUAGAAGAAGAGGAGAAGGACAGCUUGGCUUUACUGAAUGAGAUCCUGGGCAGUGCGUCUGUGGAUGAGGGCGACUUCUGCCGGGAGUGGAUGGAAGUGUUUGGCCACACUCAGGAAGGAACGAGUACACCAUCUGACAGAACAGCAGAGACGGCCCAGCAAAAAGAAAAUGCCUUCUUUCUACCAUCUCAGUUGCUUGACCAGAACUUGAAUAACCUUCAGUCUUCCCUCUCAGAUUGGGCCGGGAUCAUUCCACAGCCGGAGUGCUCAUCUGGAGCCACUCAGAACCCUUCUAAUCCAGCAGUCAAAGAGACAGCAGGGAUGUCCAAAGACCUCUCGGCAUGGUUCAACCUGUUUGCUGACUUGGACCCUCUCUCCAAUCCCGAUGCUGUCGGGAAAAACGACACAGAGCACGAACUUCACACUGCAUAGCUGUCCUCAGCAUCACGGGUACCUUUGUUAGUGGGUACAGCAACAUAAUGCUGCUACUGUGACCAGAAGAUUUGUUGACUAAAUGUGUCAGAAAACGUAUCUGCAAUCAUUUAUAAAUAAUCCAACAAUUAUCACAGUCACUUGUAAGAAAAAAAUCCCAAAAUAAUCUCUGGUUCCAACUUCUCAGAUGUGACUGAUGCUUUUCUUUGUCAUAUGAUAAACUGAAUACAUUCAGAUUUUGGACUGUUGGUCAGAGACAAGCAAAUUUAAAGCAUGAUCAUGUACAAUGGGAAAUCCUAUCUCCCAUAUAAAAUAAUUAAGGGAAAAAAUAAACAGAUUAAUCGAUAAUGAAAAGAACGCCUAGUUGCUGACCUAACUGAUCUUUUUCUUCCAAUAAAAAUACAGGAUGAUUACUGUCACAACACACUCCAAAAAAUGUAUCUUAUUAAAAUGCAAAUGGCUUGUUACAUGGAGAGGUUUUCUCAUUAGAACAAAAACUGAUCAUGUUUUAUUCAUGGUGGCAGCAAUAUACUGCUCCUACAUGUCCCACUAACAACCAUCAGCUCUUGUGUCCUUUUCCAUGGCGAAAGAAAAAUAUUUGCAAGACCUUACUGAGCCUGUUGGCUGUUUCACUGGGUUAAACAUUUAAUGGAUACCUCAGUAGUUUGGAACAAUAAGCCUUUGACAUUAGCUGCCUUGGAAAUCUGUAGCAUUCAUGCUUUAUUUCUGAUUUUCAUUACAGAAGAUUGCAAACAGUCAAAAGUACUUAGUACGAAGCACCAGUGAGGGGAAAAAGCAAACAUGGCAAAGAUCAUGGAGCAAAGGUUUAUGUGUUAACAGUAUAGUCCAACAUGCUUGGUGAAGGAAAGUUAAUGCAGUCAUGUAAAUAUUCAAUAUACAAAAGGAUUUUUUUUCCCAGCAAUCUAUCCACUGGAAUUACUCUGCAACUACUUCACAGAGAUCUGAGCAAGUGAACCGGAUUCAUCAAGAUCUUGUUUCCCUCCGACCCUUUUAAGAUUUCUGAUUUUAAGUUUGCCUACCUGUGAUCCCCUUUUGAAUACACUCCAAAAGUGUGACCACAUGUAUCACUGCAUGUUGCAUGCCAUGUUUUACAUUAUCCAGAAACUGUGAUUGUUGAAUGUUUAUAUUAAGACAUUUCUGAUAAAUGUAGUUUUGCACAUUAUUUCUUGAGUUAUUGGCUUUUAUGGGCAAUAUGUUCAGUUUGUGGUGUUUUGGUCUCUGAGCCAAACUGAAUGUUUUGAUGAAAACUAUAUUUCAGAGUAAAAGCCUUAAUAAUCAUCAUCACUGAACUCCUUAUCCUGUAUAGUACUAAUGUGUGUAAAUUAUUUUUGUUGUAACUUAACCUUGUGUCAUUUAGAUGUUCAAGCCAUGUGACAUUUGUUAUUAAGUCAUAACCAAAUACGCUGAUUGCCUUACCUUGACUAUUUGUAUAGGCUGUAAAUGCCAUGCUUCUGUAUAGUGAUAUUUAGUGGAUGUGUCCGCCUGCAGCCUUUGAAAAGGAUUACAUACCAAAUCAAAUGGAGUUUUUUGUUUUCUUUAUUGAAAAACACACAAGAUCUACAUAAAAAUAUGUAAUAUACAGGAAAACAGAAUCAUCAUUGCCAAACAUGGCAACCAUUCCUAAACUGCACUGCAAUAUGACUUUGUGGAUAAAAUCAAAAUUAGUAUGACUGAGCUUCUUGGAGCUGCAAGUAGAACAACGUAUUUCAACUAAACUUGUGAGGAAUGUGCUGUAUAUGUGGUUCAUGUUUGUGUUUCUGUGCGCAAUGGGGUUUUAUAGACAGAGGUUUUGGAAUGAAAUACUGUGGGGUUAAAUCCUCCCCUUUAAGUUGACCUGCUCUCCACCAGUCACAUGAAGUGAUCCAACGUAUGCAGGUAAUGUUAGGGCUCAUCUGUGUGGAUCAGUAUUCUGAGCCAAACUGUGGCAGAAAAAAUGUGUAAAUUUACUUCUAACAUAAAAAAAUCAACUGCACACUCAAGUUCUGAUUGCUUUAACUUACCACCUGACUAAAAUAAAACGGAUUAUUGCCUCAUGAGCAAGUGCUUAGGUUUGGUUUAAUGAUUAGCACGUGUUUAAAAACGUGAGCCAGGGUUUAUACUGCAUGUUGCUGAACUGCUUAUAA